GCAGCUGGCGCGGGUGUUACGCGGUGAGUAGUGCGCGCUCUCGGUCUCCGCUCGCGGUUUGGAUGUCUCCGCCUGCCGGGCGCCCAGGUCGCGGCCCACCGAGCCAGCAGUGCUUCCGUCAGGGGCGCGCCCGGGGUCUCCCCCUAGCGACCUAGACGACCCCCGCCGACCCCCAGGUCGGAGGCGCAAGGUCUCGGCGGGAACCCAGCCAUGGAGUUGGCCUCCACGCCGUCGACGCAGCUGACGCUCUCGCUGGCCCUCCUCGUCGUGGCGGCCGUCCGGAGGUGCGACACCGUCUCCGAGAGCAUCAUCGGAAGUCGGGAAACCUGCGACGUGGAGGGGGAGGACUUCACCGUGGACAAAAUCCCGAACACCAGGUGCUUCAACUGCAUCUGCAAGAAUGGAUUCGUGGAGUGCCUGAAACAACAAUGCCCCAGCAUAGAAGGCUGCUACACCCUGUUGGAGCCGAGAAACGACGAGUGCUGCCACAGGUGCAAAGGCUGCGUCAAGAACGGAGUCCAUCACGCCUCGGAGACGGAGUGGACCGAUGCCAAUGACCCUUGCCGGAUAAUGACCUGCAAGGCGGGGGUGAUAACGGAGUCGAGGCUUCGAUGCUACACCCCUUGCUCCAACCCGAUUCCUGCACCUCCCGGCCAGUGUUGUCCGACUUGUACAGGGUGUUACGUGAACGGACAGAAGGUGACGGCGGAACGGACCGUCACCACGACGGAGGAUCCUUGCGUCACGUGCAGGUGCAACAUGGGGCGUCUGACUUGCGCCAAGCAGGCGUGUCCUGUCCUCCAUUGUCCUGCCUCGAGGAUCAUCCGCGAGCCUGGAGAGUGUUGUCCGCACUGCAAAGGAAGCGGGAGGUUCCUGUCUCCACCGAAAGGCGCCUGCAUGCUGGGCACGACGGUCUACAACUCCGGCACGCAGUUCUACCUGGACGAGUGCACCAGGUGCAGCUGCACGAACUCCGUGAUCACCUGCACGAAAGAGACCUGUCCGGUGUUGGAAUGCACGAGCGAACACCAGACGACUCUUCCCGGUCGAUGCUGUCCUCAGUGUCCACUCAUCGAGGAGAGUCGAGCCUCCUGCACCUACGGGGGAAGAACUUACGGGGAUGGCGAAUCUUGGAAGCUUGACCCUUGCAAGGCAUGCGCUUGCAUGCAAGGCAAAGUGCGCUGUGCAAUGCCGAUGUGUCCACCUCUGAACCUGCCAUGUCCGCCUAACUCGAGGCUGGAACAUCCCGAAGGACAAUGUUGUCCUCGUUGCGUGGAAAGUGAUGGCGUCUGCACUGUUUUCGGUGACCCACAUUAUAGGACCUUCGACGGAAAGUUCUUCAGCUUUAAGGGCCCGUGCAAGUACCAGUUGGUCAGCGAUUGCUUGGGGCAUACGUUCAGCAUCAGAGUGACCAACGAUGCGAGGUCCACCAGAUCGUCGGCUUGGACCAAGACGAUAGCCCUUAAGGUCGGCGAUCUGAAGGUGAAUCUAGGCCAAAGAAUGCGCGUUAAGGUGAACGGCAAGAAGGUGGAGGUGCCGUACAGAAUACCGAGUAGGCUCGACAUCAAUCGGACCGUCGACAGCAUCCUGGUGAGCACGCAGAUCGGCAUCAAGAUCCUCUGGGACGGCAUCAGCUUCCUCGAGAUCUCGGCGCCGACUUCCUAUCGCGGCCGCCUCUGCGGACUCUGCGGGAAUUUCAACUCCUUGCCAAAGGACGACCUGACCACCCGCCGAGGGAGACUCGUCCAGGACCCUCAGCUCUUCGGCCAGUCCUGGACCGUGGGGGGCAAGAAGAUGUGCGCCGCCCGCUCCCGGACGAUCGGCGUCGACAGGGAGAGGCGAUGUCGGAGCAAGAAAAACCACAGGCUCUGCAAUCGACUGCGGUCGCAGGUGUUCGACCCGUGCCACAAGAAGGUGAACCCGACGAUGUACUACAAGGCGUGUCUGCAGGACAUGUGCGAGUGCCCAACGGAGAACUGCUACUGCGAGUCCUUCACGGCCUACGUGCACGAGUGCCAGCGGCUCGGCAUCCAGCUGGCGCACUGGCGGAAGUCGACGCGCUGCCGCGCCGUCUGGGACGUCGCCGCGCCGCAGGGCUUCCGGCGGCGCGUCCGCUAACGAGCGUGGGUUCGUCGCGGCGCCGCGACCUCGCGACCUCGCGAACUCGCCACCUCGCCGCGGCGAACGCGCCCAUUGCCGUCGACCUCGAGCCGCCGUCCGCGGACUCUCGACGUUUCCUAGUCACCGCUUUCUGUCAAUACGCAAUAACGUGCACCGUGCAGUAUUUUCCGGCCGAUGAGCAGGCUCGCGGCAUAGUAGCAUCCACUUCCCAGUGUAACCUGACGCGUCUCGAUCGCCUUAGACUUAAGGAAUCUCCACGUUUUACACGUCUCUGAAAGUUACAAAAUAUCAUAUAUAGUAUAUUAUAUAUAUAUAGAUGAAUGAAUAUAAAUAUAUAUUAUAUAUAUAAAUGUGUAUAUCUAAUAUUACCGUAGGCGAAGGCCGGCGUUGCCGUGGCGGGAAUCUCGAUGUCCUCCCUGCGAUCGGCCAAUUGUAAAUAGAUAAUGAGAUUACCUAGAAGAUCGCGACGAUCAAGAAAGGGCGCGCCAUUUUUCUCAACGUCUCUUCUCUCUUCCGAAGUCUCUCUUUUGAACUCGAGUUACCAGCGCCGAGCUGUAACGGAGUCGCAUCUCGACAAAGUGGCGUCAAAUCCGCCAUUUUGAAAAGCUUCGGUUAUUCUAUCAAUAGUAAUUAAUCAUUUUAGAAAAUGACGGAUUUGGAGACGUUGCCUCGACUCCUUUCUUUUAAUUACGUUGCGUUAAUUACCAUAAUUUGAUGUACUCGUACCUCGGAUUAGUGGCGUCAGAUUCGCCAUCUUGAAAGGCUCUUACCGUUUCACCAAAAGUGAUCAACUGUUUGGCAUAGGGAGUUUUCAAAAUGGCGAAUCUGGAAUCAUAGAUCUAAGCCUAGUUUUGACAGCAGCGAGUUUGUACGAACUAGGCCUUAGCCUUUUGAUAACAGUGUAUAAAUUACCGUAAAUGGAUGUUUUCGUACAUUACCCUACUGGCGUCAGGUCCGCCAUUUUGAAAGACUUCGAGUCAAAUAGUUCAUCGUUAUUGACUAAAAAUGGUAUGUUAUUAAUUAUUCUAUCGAAAGUGAUUAUAGGGUUGAAAAUUUUCAAGACCAUGAAUGUGGAAUUACUGAUUCAACUGUAUUUUCUUUUGUAUAACUAUGCAUAAACUAUCAACGACGAGUUCACGCGGUCACUAUCAAAUUAGCUAUUCUGAAAGGCCUUAAAUAUUAAUUGUUAACAAUAGAAGUUGAAUCAUUUUAUCGAAAAUGACCAAUCAUUUGACUCAAAGAUUUUCAAUGCGAUGAACCUGAAAUCAUUGACACCACUUUUGAUAACAACGCGUGAAUUAACAGCGAAGCUGAAAUGUUUGCAAUUAAGCUCAAUGACGUCAGAUCCGUCAGUUCGAAAGACCUUGAUUAUUCGGACAAGUGACAAAUCAUUUUACGUAAUUUAAAAUGAUGGAUCUGGAUUCAUUGACUCGGUCCCACUUUUGAUAACUAUGCGUGAACUACCGUUUAGUGAACACUAGCGGGCCUUUUUUUCAUAUGUAAAGCGCAAUAAAACAAGAUUUGUAUGUACAAAAUCUCUCUAUCAUUAAUGGGUUGCGAAUCAUGUGACGUUACUAGCUAAUAGUGCGCCA
Molecule: messenger RNA, 3713 nt
Organism: Orussus abietinus
Lineage: Eukaryota; Metazoa; Arthropoda; Insecta; Hymenoptera; Orussidae
Gene: cv-2
Product: BMP-binding endothelial regulator protein
Exons: 12
Coding region: 211-2118 (635 amino acids)
Molecular function (GO): protein binding
Source: RefSeq, a predicted model, not a curated record